GUUGACUGCUGCCUUCGUGGCUUUGCCGACCCUCUUCUUCUCGUCUGGACUCCUCGCGUGAAGCCUUGCCUUGGUCGUCUCUUUGGAUGCAGCUGGCUGAUUUAUUGGCUUGCGCUCAUGUCGCGAUUUAGGCCCGCCCGUGCCUCGUCUCCUGCCAAAGUCCCCAGUGUACCCGCCAUCGCUCACGAGAUACUGGAUGAAUCGCGAUCCUCAAGUACGACCUUUCCCGAACUCGCUGGCCUUUCUCCGGAGGAGGUCGACUUUAUCGACGCGGUAAUUCAACGCGCGCCAGCCACGUCCACUACGUUUCUGUCGGCGUUCAAGGCGUACAACGAUGUCCUCCAGGACCGCGGCCUCGAUCCGCAGAACGAGGUCGUUUACUAUGGGAAGCUCUUGAAACUUGGCCUACUGAAAGGCAAGAACUGGGGAGAUAAGUGGCACUCGAUUAAGCAGCAGCACGGCUAUGUUGCUGGAGCAGCAGGCGGUAGCCAGCGGACGACGCGAGUUGCGCGAGGUAGUCCUGCUUCCCAUAGGGUUACAACGCGACUGACAAGAGGCCUCGCCAAGACGGAGCUCGAGGACACAUUCACGCUUCACUCCCACCCCAACGGCACACAGUCACCCCCGACAGAACAAGAUAUGACCGAGAACGACACCGCAAUGCUACAAUACCAUGACACGCCCCGCCCUGCCCGCCGGCCGUUCUCUCCGGCGGUCACCUCUACGACGAACUCGUUAGGACUUCAUACGGGUCCGCCAUCGUCACGAUACUACCCAAAGACAGCCUCUCAUGCACCUUCCAGGCCUGUCCCCCCAUGGAACGACGCAGAUUCUGAGGUCACUGGCGACUCUGGCGCCCCGCCCUCUACGAUCCCUCCAUCGUACGGCGCUGCGAUGAGGGACGGGACUCCCAUGCGCCCCGCUACGCAUGCCCUGUCUCGGCUAGCAGCGAAAGGCCUGAGCCGCCCUGCGUCGCCGUCACCCGCACUACCUACAGCGCCGAAACCAGUACCCACCGCAAUUGAGCGUCGCAAGAGCGCCAUCAAUGAAGAUGACGCGUGGAAGAAAAUCAAAGAGGCACAGGAUUGCAAGGAAGCAGACCGCUUCCGAGAAGACAAGCUAUUAGAACGUUGUUGGGAGGUCUGGAAGCAGGGCUUUCAGUGGAUCAUCACGACCCAUGAACAAAUUGCACAGGCUCGCGAUACCCUCGUACUCCGCUUGGCGUUACAGCGUUGGCGUCAACGCACCGCUGCUAACCAGGACAUCUAUGCUCACGUGUCGCUUCUCUCUAAUAAACGGUGCCUGAAAGCCGCGAUGGAAGUGUGGAAGGUCAAGCUCAAAGAGAAGAAGCAGGCGGACUGGCGAAAUUCGAUGCGCGCACGGAUGAAGACCGUCCGCGAGCGCCGGGAAGCCAAAAUCUUGAAGGAUGCUUGGGCGAAAUGGCGACAGUCCUACCAAUCGCAUCUCUCUGCGCAGCACUACAAUGAACGUCUCGUGUCGAGAUACUUAAAGAGAUGGAGAGCUCGGCUGGCACUGCUGGAUGAAUUGGAUGCAGCGGCGGAGCACCUGGAAUACGUCAGGCAGGAGCGCCAAGUGGAGAAGUGUUGGGAUCUAUGGCGCAGGGCUCUCGGGAUGCGGAGACAGGAGAAAGUCAUGGCGGAGCGUGUUGACAUACGCAUCAUGGGUCAUGCCAUGGAUACAUGGAGAAACCGACUAAACCAGAAUCGUGUGGCGGACGAGUUCUACGAUGUGGUGAUUGUGAAGCGUGCCUUCGGGGCGUGGAAGGCUGCUCGCGAUCGGAUACGCGCACUCGAACAUCGCGCCGCGAAACAUGUAACACGUCAAGACGACCUCUUGGUACGAGCCGUUCUAAGAGUUUGGAAGGCUCAUGAACGGGGGAGGCUUCUGGACCGAGUCAGAAGUACGCGGCUGCUCAAGCAGGCGUGGGUUGUCUGGAAAGCACGCCUCCAGAAGCAGCGAGAGCUUGAAGACCUUGCGAUGGCCUUCCAUACGCGAUCAUCGUCCACCGUUACCACUGCGGCUCUGCAGAAAUGGCGUGGAGUUUAUAGCACACAUCGCAACGCUACCACUUUUGCCGUUCACUAUCACUCUGCGCAGCUGCAAUACAAGGCCCUCCUGACUUGGCGUCUCCAGCUUCGAGCGAAGCUGAAGAUGAUCAAGCAGGCGCGCAUAGCACAGAAGUUCUUCCUCCAGAGAAGAUACUUCAAGCUAUGGCUUAGCCGUGUGAAGCAGCAGCGAUUGGAGCGGACGCGCAAACGGUUCGAGAUGCGCGUGGCUCAGCGGUACUUCAUUGACUGGCUGGUUGUAACUCAGAAGCAGCGACAACGCAAGGUUGCCGAGGAGAUCAUCCGGCAACGUAUUGAUAUGCGUAUCAUAACGGCUGCUCUGUCGCACUGGCUUAACCGCGUCGUCGACAUCAAGGACCGCGAGCUCGAAGUGGCACAAAUGCGCGACAAAAGGGUCUUGUGUGCGUCCUUCAAAAAAUGGAAGGCAUUGUGCAUACGGCAUGUCGAGGAGCUGAGUCUCAUGGAGAGCUACCAGGACAUCAAGCGGGAAGAGAAUAUGCGGCGAAUGUUCUAUCGCUGGCUUGCAGCAGCCAAAAAGGCGCGACACAGGCGCCUGUACCUCCAACAGAGAGAGGACGAGCUGAAGACCACUGUCCUCGCAGCCGCGUGGGACAAAUGGAGGGAGCGCUUCCUGGAUAUCAGACUGCAACCGAUCGCGGACGACUUCCUGGUGCAGAGACAGAAGAACCCCAUGUUCCGUGCCUUUGGCAUUUGGCACUCAAAAACAAGGUCGCUGCCUGCAGUGCGGUUUGACGCGUACCAUACCAAACUCAAGGCAUGGAAAGACUGGCGCGCUGCUAUGCCCAACGCACUUCAGGCCAGGAAAGCCCGAGAGAUCGAUCGGCAUAAUGUACACGCUAAGGUCUUCGAAAAAUGGCACAAGGCAUACAGGACGAAAAUCGAACUCAAGGCUGUUGCUCGUGCGCGUUACCUCCGCCUCCCGAGUGCAGCUCCUCGCCAAGUCAUCGAACGGCCUCGCACGUCGGGCUUCCCCACUCGUAUGCGUUCCACAAGUCCUACGCUAGUAUCUCCUGUCACACCGGCAGACCCACCUGUCGCUCCGGCAAGACCGUUCGCAUUCAAGCAUGGCAUCGCCAGCUUGCUCUCUGCCCGUACAAAAUCCCCCGAGCGAGCAGGAAGACGCAACAUCCCCGUCCCAGGAUCCUCACGUCCGAAGCUGUCUACCCGCGCCAGUACGACGCGCGCAACGAGUCCCGCCCCCUCGCAAGCAUCCUCAGUCGACUUCAGAAAGGAGCCAGACCCGCCGAAAUCACGCGCUCGCGCAGGGUCAACUGCUUCGGGCGGGGACAUCGGGCGGAGCAGUCUCUGGCACGAACUUCGCGACAUGCAGCUGCGCUCGCGCCCAUUCUCAGAUCGGGCUCGGUCAAUCGAGCCGCCAUGACAGUGCGGUGGACCGUUGAUAUAUGGACGAUUAUAACUUAUUGCACGUAAGCUAUCGAUACAGGUAUGACAGACCCUCGACAUGGAUAUAUGUAGCAUGUUAUGCAAUCCGCAAUGGCCUUCGAAACGAGACGAACGACUGACAUUAGAGAGUUCAACAGUCACUACCGGCCGCCGAUCAGGCUCUUCCAAGUGUGCGCCUUCUCGAAACCGUUCUUGCCGAACUGGUCUA
Rhodofomes roseus is the source of this 3720-nucleotide messenger RNA. RefSeq names its product Sfi1 spindle body protein-domain-containing protein. The transcript is spliced from 13 exons. The record is from RefSeq and is a predicted model, not a curated record. Lineage: Eukaryota; Fungi; Basidiomycota; Agaricomycetes; Polyporales; Fomitopsidaceae. Bases 118 to 3489 code for a protein of 1123 amino acids.